Molecule: messenger RNA, 1585 nt
Organism: Populus nigra (black poplar)
Lineage: Eukaryota; Viridiplantae; Streptophyta; Magnoliopsida; Malpighiales; Salicaceae
Product: transcription termination factor MTERF5, chloroplastic-like
Exons: 2
Coding region: 129-1223 (364 amino acids)
Biological process (GO): regulation of DNA-templated transcription; chloroplast organization
Cellular component (GO): chloroplast
Molecular function (GO): double-stranded DNA binding
Source: RefSeq, a predicted model, not a curated record
UAUCGGAUCCGGGACAGUGAUAGCCUCACCUCAAUGAACAUGUGGCCGUUGCUGCGCUGAUUGCCGAAAACCCUAACGAAAACCCUUUCUCUCUGAGCAAUUUGGGAACGGCCACCAAUAUUAUAGCCAUGAGGAGAAACCUUCUGCUUUCUCUGAUUCAAAAACGUUUCUUGCAAACAUCUUCAUCGUCAUUUACUGUUCAAUUCCUUGUCAACUCUUGUGGGCUUCCUCUACAAUCUGCCCUCUCAGUUUCCAAAAAGUUCCAAAUCGAUGAAAAUAACCUCCAUAAGCCCCAAUCUGUCAUCCAAUUCUUGAAAUCUAACGACUUUAAGGAUACCCACAUCGCUAAAACGAUCGAGAAGUGGCCUGCUGUCCUACAUUCCAGAACAGAAGAUACUCUCAAGCCUAAGUUUGACUUCUUCAUAAAAAAUGGUUUUGCGGGUCAUCUUCUGCCCCAGCUUAUUGUAUCAAACCCGGACGUUUUGAGAAGGCAUCUGGGCUCUCAUAUUAAGCCAUUUUUUGAGUUUUUGAAGCCUUUUUAUGCCAGUAACGAGGAAGUUGUAGAAGCUAUUAUGCGUGCUCCAUGGUUGUUGUCGAUUCCUUUAAAUGGUGAUAUGCAGUUAAAUACCGAUUUCCUGAUAAAAGAGGGAGUGUCCAUCGAUAGAAUAGCAAAACUGAUGCAGUGGCAACCAAGGGUUAUGGGGCAGAAGCAUGAUAAGAUGGUUUAUGCGGUGGCUGCUACUAAAAAAUUGGGCGUUCAACCAGGGGAUAGUAUGUUUGUACGUGUUCUUGCCGUGCUGGUUAUAGUGUCUGAAUCAACCUGGAGGAAGAGAAUUGAGGUGAUGAAAAGUAUGGGUUGGAGUGAAGGUGAGGUUUUGUGUGCCUUUAAGCGAUUCCCCCCGCUAUUAACUUGUUCAGAGGAGAAAAUCAGGGGCGCAAUGGAUUUUUUCUUUAAUACCAUGGAAUUGGGACGGCAAUCUUUAAUUACCUAUCCCUAUUUUAUUGGUUUCUCAAUUGAUAAAAGAGUUCGUCCAAGGUACAAUGUUAUGAAGGUUUUGGAGUCGAGAAAGCUAAUUGAAGGAGAUUGGAAUAUUGCUACUCCGCUAACAAUCAGCGAGAAGAAGUUCUUGCUGAAUUAUGUUACCAAAUAUGCGGACAAAGCUCCAGACUUAUUGCAGAUAUAUGGCGGUACUGACAAGUCAAAAAGAACUCACAGUUUAUGAAAAGAAAACAGAUUGUGCGAGCUCUGCAAGUCAUGUCUUCCAAAUGUUAGGAGUCGUGUUGCUGCUGGUUUGUGCACCAAUACGGAAAAGGCUUACAGCUGGUGAGCAUGCUUGAAGUUCUGCAUAAAUUGGGAUUUUCACUUGUCUCGGUGGGAGAAUUUUCCGACCAUUUUGCUAGGGACCUGGUGGUGCUAGCCCUACCUGGUGCUCAUGGGUGCGCUCAGAAAGGGGUGGUUUGACUGGGCAGAGCGUAUGGAGAUGAUGAUGGUUGGCUGUCUCUGGCAUUCCUGUCUUCUCUUCUACCAUCACUUGCCCCUUGUAAACAUAUAAAGUCUAAUUGAAACUCAUCUUUGGUGAGGUAA